Rhizophagus irregularis DAOM 181602=DAOM 197198 is the source of this 2404-nucleotide messenger RNA. Lineage: Eukaryota; Fungi; Glomeromycota; Glomeromycetes; Glomerales; Glomeraceae. The record is from RefSeq and is a predicted model, not a curated record.
UUUUUUUUUAUAAAAAGAGCCGUUCUGAACAAAAAUACUUAUUUUAUUGACCAAAAAAAUUUUCAUAUUUAUGUUUUUAUCUGUAUCGUUUUAUCGAAAAUUAAGAUUCUCAAUUUUGUGCUACAACCAUUACCUAAUUUAUUAAAAUGCAAUAUUUUCAGAAUUUUGAAUAUGAAAUUAAGAUAAAUAUAUAUAAAUACAUAGACUUCCCACUUAAUUUGGCAUUAACUUGUCGAAACUGGUCUGUAAUUUCGAAAGAUGCUUACGCCAAAACAGAAUGGUUGCUAGUGCGUUAUGGAAAAUCUCAUGCAUUAUUCCAAGCCGUGCGAUUGGGCCCUACUUUUAUAGAUAUCCCAGUAUGUAAGACAUUAAUUACGAGAAAAGUUCCAAUAUCAAGAUAUUUUAUUCAAAGGUUACUUAUGCAUUUUGGAAAAUAUGAUCAAAAGUUGAUAGAGCUCAAAAUAGAGCAUAAUGUCGGUCAACUUGAUGCGGAUAGAAUUCGCGCUUUCCAACAAAAAAUCAAAUCACCAUGGGCGAGCAAUUUACCCAUAUUCGUGUUCACUUAUCUGUUAGAUGAAGGGUACAAACAAUUAGCAAAUAUGAACGAGACCUUACCAUCAAAGGGUAAUGAUAUGGAAUUAUUCCACUUCCUCUCCGCAGGCCCUCACGUGAUAAAUUAUGCUCCCGGCAUGUUGAGAAAGAAUUUAAAAGAUAUAGAAGAUUUGAUUUUAAAUAAACGGUUCGUUCCAUUUCCUCCUAGACCAAAAGCGUAUCAAUUAGAUUUAAAUAGCGAUCCACAUAUUCAUCAACAACCAAUUCCUGAGGAAUAUCCUUCCAAAGAUGGAUUCGAAAAUAAUAGACAGCUUAACGUAAUUGCGAGAGGAAUUCUUAUUCAUCCGGACUUAGUGAACUUAUGGAAACAAAUUGGUUAUUAUGAGAUUUGUAACGACGUUAAUGACUUGGUCAUGCAAGGAGCACUUCUCAUUCUAUUCCCACCAACUCCCGCAUCCGACUGGUCUUGCCCAUCCAUUGAAAUGGUAAUUUCACGCCUUGCUGAACUUAUAAAUCUAGGUUUCUCAUUGAAAGAUAAUGUUAUAAUAGAUGCACUCCAUAUGUUUGAGCAUCGAUUAGAUGAAAUAGGAGACAUCCUGUGGGACGCUUUCCUUGCAAUUCGAUCAGGUGAAAAUGUCUAUUCACUCGCCCUUAAAUUUUUCAGAGAAGCUUUUAAACCGGAAAGAAACUUAAAGAAAGAUGACCUACUAAAUUUCCUUAAAUCCAAAUUUGUUUAUCAUGAACAAGUUAUAAAGCAAGUCGUUAAACAAUAUUUUAUAGAAGAAAAAAUGAGCGAUAUUACGUUAAGAAGAAAAUCUUUAAUACUGUCACCAAAAAUUUAUCAAUAUGUCCUUAGAACUUAUAGUAAGGAUUCCGAGCUCACAGUUAUUUGUUUUGAGGACAUCCUUACUUUAAGAAUCUAUAUUGACAGCCCCCGAAAUUUGGAAGAAAUAUCGACUUGUACCCGAGAUUCCAUCAUUUCGGUUUUCGAUUCAUAUAUUAAAGAAAAUGUACUAUUUAAACCAAAAUAUUUGGAUUUAUUACAAAAAGCGACUAGUUUAGAAAUAAUUAAACCUUUCUUCGAAAUUUUCCUUCCGACCAUCUUUGGAAUGAAGCCAACUAGCAAGAGAGGGAAGUCUACUCCUAAGAAAAGAAAGAAGUUAACAGAUGAAUUAGUUGUUCCAUGGGUGAAAAAACUUGAACAGAUCGAUUCACUUAAUCGAAGCAAUCAUGGAGAAUUAUCAAUUAAUUUCAGAGAAUAUUUUAUGAGCUUUUGCAAAAGGCUGGAGAGCGAAACUACAUACCAAAUCAGAGAAGAGAAUUUUUUUGUGGCGAUGAAUUAUUAUCAUAAUGAUCUAAAUCAACAUAAAAAGCAAAGACGAAAUGAUAAUCAAACAGAUCAAGAUGUUAACAUGAACAUGAACUUUAAUGAUACUCCGGACUUUUUCCGAAAUAUAUUUAAUUAAUUAUUAUGCAAUUUUGAGUAAUUUAUCUUUGGUAAGUUAAAUAACUUUUCUCUUAAUUUUAUUAUGCCAAUUCAAUAUGGAAAAUGCAACGAUAAAACCAGAUUUAUUUUUCGAUAAACAGUUUAAGAAUACAUUUAUUAUAAGAUUUAUAAAUAUAAAAAAAAGAACAGUAUCAAAUUUAACCAUCAAAGUCACCAAGUCAGGUGAAGACACAUUUUUUAACGGAACUACUUUUCAUUAUUUAUUUUAUUUUUCAAUUCAAUAGUUUAUAUGUCAUUGUAAAUUUUUAUAUAGACAAUAACAAAAAAAAAAAUUUUCAAAAUUAGAAAGUUUAUAUUAAUAAUGUACAAUAUAUUUUUAUUUAAGCCAAUAAAAGAUAUAAUUUG